AUGUCCUUUCAUCGAAUCCUCCAACGACCCGCUGUACAGACAGUAUGCAUGGGAUUAGCUGCUUCAAUGGGAUCUUUUCUUUUGGCAGGAGGAGAAAUUACCAAAUGUCUAGCAUUCCCUCACGCUUGGGUAAUGAUCCAUCAACCCGCUAGUUCUUUUUAUGAAGCACAAAUGGGAGAAUUUAUCCUGGAAGCAGAAGAACUACUAAAGCUGCGCGAAACUAUCACAAGAGUUUAUGUACAAAGAACGGGCAAACCUAUAUGGCUUGUAUUCGAAGACAUGGAAAGGGAUGCUUUUAUGUCAGCUGCAGAAGCUCAAGCCCACGGAAUUGUUGAUCUUGUCGCGAUUGCGAAUUAGCGGCAAUGAUUCCGCGCAAAUGCACGAUUUUCUAUUUUUUUAUUCAUCUAAUCUUCUUAUUAUCUUAUCGGAUUUCUUAUAACUUAUAAUAUUUAUAUAAAAAAUUUCUAUUAAUUAAUUUAUAACUGAUUUUUAAACAUCGGGUUAAGAUUGAUCUAAACCAACUCAGUAUGUAUACGACUCAUCAUGCCAACUAUGAAAUAACUUAUUAGAAACACAAGACAGCCAAUCCGAAAUGUCACAAAAUUCUCCGCUCUUCGGGGAUGUCCUCGGUGCCGAGGAACCUGUACUAGGGUAUAUGUGCGACUCGUUCAGAUCAUAAACUAAGACAAAAAAAAAAGGAAAAAAAGAUUUUCCAGUAUCGAUGUAUCGGUUAAGAUAGUGAAUGGAGCUCUUCCCUUCACUAUUUUAACUGAAAAAAAUCUAUAAAAUUUAGAAAUGGAUAAUAAAAAAUGAUAUCUAUAUAUAUUCUUCUAUUGUGUAUCAAAUUUAUGGUUUUUUGGUUGGUAGAAAUCCAAUCACCUCAAUUUAGAAUUUAAGAUGAGACAAAUUUCCCCAUUGGUAGCAAAUGCUUACCUAUUAAGCGGGGGAAAUCCUUUAUUUUCAAUAAAUAGCGGAAAAAUUAUGCUCUUAUUUUGCUUUUUGAAAGAAUGGACUACGAGGGUCAGCUACCCAGUUAAUAUGCAUACUUAAAUACCGUUACUUUAUAGCUAGAUUUCGUUGUGAAAGACCUAUUUUACUGGAUAUUUCAUAGGUAGAGCCAAAGAGUGUGAACUGUACAAGUUAAUAAUAUGAAUGAAAUCCGAGAAGGGGCUCCAGUGUAUAGAGAGGAUCUCGCCAUUUAAAAAGUAAUCAUAGAAACGAUGGAACCCACCAUUU
Messenger RNA from Arachis duranensis, 1236 nucleotides. RefSeq names its product ATP-dependent Clp protease proteolytic subunit-like. Gene Ontology annotation, biological process: protein quality control for misfolded or incompletely synthesized proteins. Gene Ontology annotation, molecular function: ATP-dependent peptidase activity; serine-type endopeptidase activity; ATPase binding. Gene Ontology annotation, cellular component: endopeptidase Clp complex. The coding region runs from base 1 to 357 and encodes 118 amino acids. The transcript is spliced from 2 exons. NCBI's taxonomy places the organism in Eukaryota, Viridiplantae, Streptophyta, Magnoliopsida, Fabales, Fabaceae. The record is from RefSeq and is a predicted model, not a curated record.